This is a messenger RNA of Ilex paraguariensis (yerba mate), 816 nucleotides long. The record is from the annotation of a GenBank genome assembly. NCBI's taxonomy places the organism in Eukaryota, Viridiplantae, Streptophyta, Magnoliopsida, Aquifoliales, Aquifoliaceae.
AUGGCAGAAGCCCUAUCAAAAUCAGGUUCAAAGCCAUCUGCUGUUCGAGCUGUUUGUUUAGGUGUAUCUGGUGUCAACCAUCCAAAUGAUCAGGAGAGGAUAUUAAAUUGGCUAAGAGACAUAUUCCCAGGCCAUGUGAAGCUGUAUGUUCGGAAUGAUUCUGUAGCAGCUCUUGCAAGUGGGACAAUGGGGAAACUGCAUGGCUGCGUUUUAAUUGCAGGUACGGGGACCAUUUCUUAUGGAUUUACUGAAGAUGGAAGAGAAGCUCGUGCUGCUGGUGGAGGACCUGUCUUGGGUGAUUGGGGCAGUGGUUAUGGAAUUGCUGCUCUGGCAUUGACAGCUGUAGUGAGGGCUCACGACGGACGUGGUCCACAAACAAUGCUUACCACUAGUAUUUUGCAGUCACUUGGUCUUGAUUCCCCAGAUGAACUCAUAGGGUGGACCUAUGCAGAUCCAUCUUGGGCCCGCAUUGCAGCACUUGUUCCAAUAGUGGUAUCCUGUGCCGAAGCUGGUGAUCCAAUUGCAAACGAGAUCUUAAACGAUGCAGUGCAAGAAUUGGCUCAAAGUGUGAAGGCUGUUGUUCAAAGACUAUGCUUGGCUGGGGAAGAUGGAAUGGGUUCUUUCCCUGUUGUCAUGGUCGGUGGUGUCCUUGAAGCUAACAAGAGGUGGGAUAUAGGGAAAGAAGUUACUGACUCUGUUUUGAAGACCUACCCUGGGGCUUGUCCAAUUAGACCAGAGGUGGAGCCUGCAGUUGGGGCAGCUUUGGUGGCCUGGAAUUUCUUGAUGAAAGAAACAGAAGGGAAUGGCCAUACAUGA